Molecule: messenger RNA, 909 nt
Organism: Anopheles aquasalis
Lineage: Eukaryota; Metazoa; Arthropoda; Insecta; Diptera; Culicidae
Source: RefSeq, a predicted model, not a curated record
AUGAGCCUCGAUAAUGUGAGGGAACAAUUGACCACAAUCUUCGAAUCAGUACAGCUAGCCAAACUCGGAAUAAUUUCUAAAGCACUACUUUUUCCAAAGGAAUUGGACUUUAUCAUACACAUACUUUUGGAAGAAGGGCUCAACAUAACGAGUUACGACCAAGCGUAUGAACAUCUAGAACCAGUAGCAAUCCACCACGAUAAUCAAUUACAACUACUGAUAAAAGUUCCAAAUUUUCGGAAUGGAAGCUACCAUAUGUUAAGGAUGGAACCAAUUCCAAUCAACCAUUCAAUUAUACACAUACAGUCUAAAUAUGUCGUUACCAGCAAACUAGAAACAUAUUUAAUUGACAAAUUCAACUCGAUCGAAGGAGAAUACAUUAUUAAGCUCACCAAUUUACGGAAUGUCACCAACAACGAAUGCGAACAUCAAUUACUUCGUACCAACCAGAGUAAAUGUGUGUUCAUGCAACACAAUAACAACAUGGAAGUCACAUACAUAGAGAACUACGGUACACUCAUUAAAAAUGCUCGAUCAGCAACGUUUGACAAUACUUGUGGAUACGAAAAGAAAAACAUUACCGGUACAUUCUUUGUAAAUUUCAAAAAUUGUUCAAUCUUCAUCAACGGGCUUAAAUAUUCGGAAAAAGAAAUGCAGACAAUAGCAAACCCGGACAUCAUACCAAUAUCCACGAUACGAGUAUCAGAAACAACACUAGAGUUAAACGAAAUUCAGAACCUAACCAAAUUGCAUAUAAAUAACAGAGAUAAAAUCAGAUACAUUGAAAAAAUGAAUCAUCGCAUCACCACGCACCAUAUCAUGAGCGGAACCAUCGUCGUAACCGCCAUAUUUGUUCCAGGAAUUCGGAAUCGCGGAGAGGCGACCGGGAACGUGACGAUCCGUACCUGA